Labeo rohita (rohu) is the source of this 694-nucleotide messenger RNA. RefSeq lists its product as uncharacterized. Gene Ontology annotation, biological process: B cell receptor signaling pathway; positive regulation of B cell activation; phagocytosis, engulfment. Gene Ontology annotation, molecular function: immunoglobulin receptor binding; antigen binding. The transcript is spliced from 3 exons. Gene Ontology annotation, cellular component: immunoglobulin complex, circulating; blood microparticle; external side of plasma membrane. The coding region runs from base 11 to 694 and encodes 227 amino acids. The record is from RefSeq and is a predicted model, not a curated record. Lineage: Eukaryota; Metazoa; Chordata; Actinopteri; Cypriniformes; Cyprinidae.
UGUGACUUUGAUGCAUCAGCUUCCUCUUUUCAUAAUGACAAUGGAUAUUGUGUCUAAACUGGGUUUGAUCUUCAUGUUUGCUCUCACAGAAUUCUGUUGGUGUCAAACACUGACUGAGUCUGAGUCAGUGGUCAUUAAACCUGGAGGAUCUCACAGACUUACCUGUACAUUCUCUGGAUUUAGUAGUGACCCGCACUUGGCCUGGAUCAGACAGGCUGCAGGAGGAGGUCUGGAGUGGCUGGCAUACAUCUCUGGUGGUAGUAGUUAUAUACACUACUCUCAGUCUGUUCAGGGACGCUUCACCAUCUCCAGAGACAACAGCAAGAAACAGAUGUAUCUGCAAAUGAAUAAUUUGAAGAAUGAAGACACUGCUGUAUAUUAUUGUGCAAGAGACACAACAAACUCUAUAGUUCUGCAGCCGGGAAACUCACUUACUCUCACAUGUGAGGUGUCUGGAUACUCUGUUACUGAUGAUAACUACGCAACAGCCUGGAUACGACAUCCUGCAGGAAAAGCUCUGGAGUGGAUUGUGCACAUAUGGGGAGGUGGAGACAUAUACAAAAAAGACUCACUGUCAAACAAGUUCAGCAUCUCCAAAAGUGACUCCAGCAAAACAGUGACUCUCAAAGGGCAAAAUCUACAGACUGAAGACACAGCUGUGUAUUACUGUGCCAGAUUAUCAUCCACAACAUGA